Acanthopagrus latus (yellowfin seabream) is the source of this 3062-nucleotide messenger RNA. It is a transcript of the gene zfyve27, whose product is annotated as zinc finger, FYVE domain containing 27. NCBI's taxonomy places the organism in Eukaryota, Metazoa, Chordata, Actinopteri, Spariformes, Sparidae. Gene Ontology annotation, molecular function: metal ion binding. The transcript is spliced from 14 exons. Gene Ontology annotation, biological process: neurotrophin TRK receptor signaling pathway; neuron projection development; protein localization to plasma membrane. The coding region runs from base 347 to 1690 and encodes 447 amino acids. Gene Ontology annotation, cellular component: growth cone membrane; endoplasmic reticulum tubular network. The record is from RefSeq and is a predicted model, not a curated record.
ACCUAUUCGUCCUGGAUUAAACCAGGAAGCGGACGUUCUCUCAGAGCAACACGAAGCUAACAAAGCUAGCAGGUACCAGCAGCCUCCACAAACAAAACAACAGCCUUACCCACCGGGUUUCUCCGCUGACAGCUUGACGGUCUGAUGAACCGCCUUGUUUGGACUGGUUAAUGUUGAUGUGGAAGGGCAGGCUGUCCUCAUGCUGACCGGGCCGGUGCAAUUUGGAGGCGCUUCCUUCCUCCGGGCUGAAGAUGUCGGUGGGACUCGCUAGUUAACGCCUGAGCUCUUCACAACACUGCUGCUGCUUCACAAGUUGCCUGUUGUUGGACACUCAGCUCGGGGAGUGAUGAUGCACGGCGUGUCCCAGGAGCCGACACAGGGUACAGGGGGGGAUGGGGCGGAGCUGGUGCACACAUCAUCUAAAGAGACCCCCGGGUCCCCAGAUGCCUCUGAGUUGGGGAGCCCACGAUGCACACAAAACUUUGAUCUCUUCAACAUGGUAGUGUCCUAUAAGAGAAUGGCUCUGUUUCUAGAGCCAGUUGUUGAUGCAGUGGAGCUGACCCGCUUCCUGAUUGGAUGGAAGAUGCCUUUUUGCUCUCUGCUUGUCUGCGCUUUCCUCAAUGUCUUCUUCUGCACUGUUAAUGAAGUGGGUUGGUUCACAGUGGGUGUGAUGGCACUGUGUCUACCUGCUGCCCUGGGUUACCUGCAGGACAGGUGUGGGGGCAGAGCCUCAGACGAUGAGCUCCAGAGGAGGCGCUACCAUGCUGUGCACCGCCGAGACCUGCAGACAGUUCAUCUCACCAAGCAGGAGGCCAUGCUAGAAGUCAAAGACCUUUUGAAGCACCUGGAUGACAUGCUGUCCUCUGCCUGCCUAUCAGCAGAAGCAGUUUAUAAGGUCCUUUACUGGGAUAAUCACACCAAGUCAUCAAGGUUCUAUGGAGGGAUGUUAAUACUGGUGUGUCUGCUGUAUGCUGUCCCUGUGGGCUGGGUGCUUGCUGGGCUCAACAGCGCCAUCUUCCUCUGGAACAAAGACUUUUGUAGAGUUUUGUUGGACCUAUGGAAGCUGUUCCAUGUGGGCCAGACGCAGGCCUCAGAGGGAGUGUGUGAAGAGCAGGAGCAGGGCAACUUGUUGGACAGGACCCCCACACCAACAAGUCUGGAGGACCUGUCUCCUGGCAGUGUGGAGGAAGCUGAGGAGGCAGAGCCUGAUGACGAAUUCAAGGAUGCCAUUGAGGAGACAUCAAUGUCCCUGCAGGUAAAAGGCAUGAAGCUUCGCUGGCCUCACGAUUUGAUUCGGAUACACCUUUCAUCGAUUCGAAUGCGCAGUGAUUCUCGAUGCAGCCUCAAUGAGGAUGACGAUGGGCCUCUCGGCGCACCCGAGUAUGACACCAUCUCUGAAAAUGGACUCUUGAGCCGAAACGAACCAAUCCGCAGCAAGGUGUCCAAACUGACAGAGAAACUGCGUAAGCGCUACCCCACCACCAGCACAGGCAACUGCUCCAGCUGCAAUGCCGUCUUCUCAGUGCUGAAGAAAAGGAGGAACUGCAGUAACUGUGGCAACAGCUUCUGUUCCCGCUGUUGCUCCUUUAAAGUGCUGAGAUCUUGCAUGGGGGCAACAGCUCCAGAGGCCCAGAGGGAGACUGUGUUUGUUUGUGCUGCCUGUAAUUCCUCUCUCAUCAAGUUACAGUGAGGUGGCAGGCCACUCUUGUUUUCCAGUGGUCAGCUGGAGGUCACUCACUGUUCGGCCCUGAGCCCUGCUCCCACGUUACUGAAACCCUAACACAUGCCUUGUUUUUCAAGACAAGCACCUCUAUCUGUCAGGACACCUCGAGAACCUUUCCCAUGUCUCACGUCUCAGUCGCUUCCCUCCGUGGCUACUUGUGUUGCUUCUGGGACUUUUACUGUAAUCUGUUACAUAUUUGAAGAACUGGACCUUAUGAAUCCAUGAGACUUUCUACAGAGCACAAUAGCUCAAAAAUCAAAGGACCUCUUCCCUUUGCUGAGCAGAGGGAGGUGUGAAGUGUGCAGGGUGGAGGCCAGGAUUUCACUUGAAUGUUGCCAUCUUCAGCCCUGUGUAGCAGUUUAACUGUACUGUAAUGCUGAGAGGACUUUUCUGUACGAACAAGGCCAGAACUGUAUAGAUCUGGUGCGUUUUCAUAUCGUUGAUGAAUGCGAUUGUGUGAGCAAAGGCUGCCAGUGUGAAUUUAGCUUGUUCAGAUGAACAAAAUAAUGGAUGUAAGGCCAAAAUGAAGAAGCUCUGAUUGCCACAAUGUGCACAGGCAAGUUUGUAAACGGGCAUUUGUAAACUCAGAUUAGAACUCAAAAACUUGAGGUUUCCUAUUUUAAAUGCUGUUCCCAACAGCUAGUGGACCUACCAAGACAUAAGGGGAGCAGACUUGACAUGCUAUAACAAUGAUAACUUUAAGGCAGUGAAUGGAAAAAUGCAUGGUCUGCAAUUUAUCACAUCACGGUUUUGUCAAGUUGCCAGUGACGUUGUUCUGGAGGGCGGGUGAAUGAGGCUUUGUCAACAUUUGGACAAGUUUGCUUACCGGCUCGGCGUACUUGUAACGAUCAAAUUGGAUCAUUUUUGUCAUAAUUUUUCCCGUUCCGUUUUUUUUAGAGCAUAUCAGCAAAUUGGAAGUCAAAAAAGCUACCGCGCUUUUCCUCUAACUGGAUCAAAGUCGACCCAACUGGAUUAAAGAUGUUUGAAUGGACCGAGCAGCCAGCUGAAGUUGUCAUCAGAGCCUCACACUCUUGCAAGCGGGACUUAAAAGAAUUGUUGUUGAGGCAUUAUAAGCCAAAGUGUGGCUCUUUGUGGAGAAAUUGUUUCAAUCAUGAUUCAGACACAGACGAUUGUAAUUGUUUGCUUUGCUUUUAUUGUAAUCAUAUACAAAAACUGUCACCAUGAAUUGUUCUAUUAUAUCUAAUAUAUUUAAUUUAAAACUCCAGAAAGUGCAAGUUAUUGUUUGACCUAAUAAUUCAUUCUGUAUAUAUUGCCCUUACUUUAUGGAUGAAAUAUGCCAUUAUUGAAAUAAACUCUGUGAUGAUUUGAUUGACUUUAA